Messenger RNA from Contarinia nasturtii (swede midge), 1889 nucleotides. RefSeq names its product xaa-Pro aminopeptidase 3-like. Gene Ontology annotation, cellular component: mitochondrion. The record is from RefSeq and is a predicted model, not a curated record. Gene Ontology annotation, molecular function: metalloaminopeptidase activity; manganese ion binding. The transcript has 6 exons. NCBI's taxonomy places the organism in Eukaryota, Metazoa, Arthropoda, Insecta, Diptera, Cecidomyiidae. Bases 238 to 1791 code for a protein of 517 amino acids.
CAUUAUAUAUUCGUGAAGCAAGUCUGUUUCACGCAGAGAAAAAAAUAACAUAAAAAACAAAUUAGUUUCUGAAUUAAAGUGUAACCUAAAGUGAUCUAUGUAAAUUGAUUUGGUCUCGACGCAUGAAUAUUUCAUAAUUUUCCAUCAAUUGUAGCGUGAAAAAAAGUGUAAUUGUGUUCAUUGACACUUGAUAAAAUAAAUAGUAAAUGGACUGGAACUGAAUUGAAUUAAUAAAACAUGUUGCUGACGAGACUUGUGAAGACAACAUUAUCCAAUAGAUUAUUUUCGAAUGUGCGACUUUCAAUCGGCCAUCAAAAAUGCAUAAGUUUGAGAAACUUUUCAUCAUCAAUCUCACGGUCGGAAAAAUUGUACACCGAACAUCUGGAAAGUUUACACCGUGAUGGUGUUCGAUUUGGACAACCCACUCAAUUCAGUCAUCCGCAUCUUAUCAAUGCAAAUGAACUUGCAAUUGGUCUGUUACCGAGUGAGUUCAGCAAACGAAGGCACAAAUUAAUGGAGAAAAUCAAGGAGCAUUGUAUUAAACAUAACAAACCUAGUCGCAAUAUUGUGAUAGUGCCCGCAACUACAAAAAAGUACAUGACCGGAGAAAUUCCCUAUUUCUUCCGUCAGAACACGGAUUUCUUUUAUUUGACCGGCUGCUUAGAGCCUGAUAGUGUUUUGGUUUUAUGGACAAAUGAUGAAGGUCAUUCAAAGUCAGCUCUAUUUAUGCGACCCAAAAAUAAGCACGAUGAACUUUGGGACGGGCCAAGAACUGGCGUUGACCACUCUGUCAACUUUUUUGGAGUUGACGAAGCAUAUUCGUUGGGAAAUUUAGUGAAAUUCGUUGAACAAUAUGUGUCACAAACGACACCAUCGGUCAAUGUUUGGUACGAAAAUAAUGACCAAGUUCAACCAAAAUUAUACGCAAAUCUAAGGCCCGCUUUGUCGACGACAACACUAUUCCAAUCACCCAUUGAAUUUCUACAUGAACUUAGACUCAUUAAAUCACCGGCCGAAACGGAGUUGAUGAGAAAAACAUGCCAAAUUGGUUCUAAAGCGAUUAAUCUGACAAUGAAAGAAUCAAAACCAGGUGACUCGGAGCAUCAUAUUCAGACCAGAGUCGAUUUUCACUGCCGAAUGAAUAAUGCACAAUUUUUAGCCUACCCACCAGUUGUAGCGGGAGGAAAUAAUGCCAACGUAAUUCACUAUAUAAAUAACACACAAGUGGUGAACGACGGGGAACUUGUUUUAAUGGAUGCAGGAUGUGAAUACGGGGCUUACAGUAGUGAUAUCACACGAACGUGGCCCAUUAAUGGAAAAUUUACACCGGCCCAAGAAGUACUUUAUGAAAUUGUGUAUGCAGUACAAACUGAACUAUUGACAGCGCUAUCGACGGUUGAAAAAAUCACAUUGGAUGAACUGUUUAAUUUAAUGUGUUAUCGCUUAGGUAUUUAUCUGCAAGAAGUUGGCUUGAUUGACAAAUCGUUGAAUCAGUUAGAAGCGGCAAGGGAUGCUUUUAAAUACUGUCCACAUCAUGUAUCACAUUACGUAGGCAUGGAUAUUCAUGAUACAGCUUUCAUUAAACGUGAUCGAAUUCUUCAACCCGGAAUGGUGUUUGCGGUCGAACCAGGAGUAUACUUUCCGGCCGACUGUCAGGAUAUUCCGCAAGAGUUUCGAGGAAUUGGUAUUCGAAUUGAAGACGAUGUUCUUUACACAGACAACGGUGUUGAAAUAUUGACAAAGGAUUGCAUUAAAGAAAUCAACGAAUUGAAAAAACUACUUUCGAAUUGAUUGUAGCAUAUUCACGAUUUAUUUUUACAUAAUUGACAUGUUCUGCGAACACAUUUUGUAAAUUAAUUAAAUAAAUAGUUUAAAAAAACCAACUGAAA